Messenger RNA from Stegostoma tigrinum, 2283 nucleotides. It is a transcript of the gene esr2a, whose product is annotated as estrogen receptor 2a. Gene Ontology annotation, cellular component: nucleus. NCBI's taxonomy places the organism in Eukaryota, Metazoa, Chordata, Chondrichthyes, Orectolobiformes, Stegostomatidae. The record is from RefSeq and is a predicted model, not a curated record. The transcript is spliced from 9 exons. Gene Ontology annotation, biological process: cellular response to estradiol stimulus; regulation of DNA-templated transcription; estrogen receptor signaling pathway. Gene Ontology annotation, molecular function: sequence-specific DNA binding; nuclear receptor activity; nuclear estrogen receptor activity. Bases 112 to 1887 code for a protein of 591 amino acids.
AGCUGCAUUCCUCAGCCUCCCUAUUCCCUCCCCAGCUCCAGGGAGCAGCUUUGAGCUGGGGCUGCACAGAGACGCAGAGGCGGGGAGGGAGGCAGCAGCUGGAGACUGUGGAUGCUGGAGGCCAACAGCGAGGUACCUGAGUUUGACACAACUUUCAGCAGGACCAUGGACCGGGAGGAGCUGCUGAAGAGACGUGAGAAGACACAGUGGUUUUAUGAGCGAAGAUCUCCCAGCAAGUUCUUUCAGCAAGGGACCUGUCCGUCGAAUAUGACCACCUCUUCGAUGAAAGAGCCCUCACAGAUGCCAGAGUUACAGGAGCUCCGAACCGGGCCAAUUGAACAGCUCAUCAAAACUACGUCUCCUGUUGGACCCCCGCACCCUCAGCCCCAGUAUGGGAACUCUCUGCCGAGUCUGACUGAGCACGGCCCUGUCUGUAUCCCUUCACCAAACGAAUACCCGACCCUUGCCUUCUACAGCCCCUCCAUCCUGGGGUACAGUGUGUCUGGUGAGACCAGUGGACCUGAUGGGACCAUUGUCAGGCAGAGCCUGAGUCCCUCAAUGUACUGGUCAUCAGCUGGACAUGUCUCCCCCAUCUCCGUACACUGCCAGCAGCCAAUCAUGUACGCUGAGCCAGCCAGCAGUCCUUGGGAUGAUCUGAGGCCGGGGGAGCAGCAUCUAUUGAACAGGGAGAAUUUGAGGAAAAAGCUGGUGCCGCCCAAUUCCUCCAUGAACAGUGUUUGUUCGAGGCGGGAUGCCCACUUCUGUGCUGUUUGUAAUGAUUUUGCUUCGGGUUAUCACUACGGCGUGUGGUCCUGUGAGGGAUGCAAAGCAUUCUUCAAGAGAAGCAUCCAAGGGCACAAUGCCUACAUCUGCCCGGCAACUAACCAGUGCACCAUCGACAAGAACAGGAGGAAGAGCUGCCAGGCCUGUCGACUACGCAAGUGCUACGAAGUUGGGAUGAUGAAAUCCGACACAAGGAGAGACCGUUCCAGUUAUCGCUUCAGCCGACAGAGCCGCCUCUCCAGUCCACAAGCACAGCACGGGAGCAGAAGCAAGAGAACUGUUCAAAGUGAGCUCAGUAAUAUCACACAGCCGUGCCUGGGACAGCUCGACCCAGAGAAACUGCUCAGCUCCUUGUUAGAGGCGGAACCACCCAAUGUCUACUCCCUAAAACAACCCAACAAACCCUACACCGAGGCCUCCAUGAUGAUGUCACUGACCAAUCUGGCUGACAGGGAACUGGUUCACAUGAUCGCCUGGGCCAAGAAAGUUCCCGGAUUCCUUGAGCUGGAUCUCCAUGACCAGGUGCAGUUGUUGGAGUGUUGCUGGUUGGAGGUUCUCAUGGUUGGAUUAAUGUGGAGGUCGAUUGAAUAUCCAGGAAAACUGCUGUUUGCCCCGGACCUCAUUCUUGAUCGGGAUGAGGGACAGUGUGUCGAAGGCAUUCUGGAAAUCUUUGACAUGUUACUGGCGGCAACCUCCAGGUUCCGCGAGUUGAAACUGCAACAUGAGGAAUAUCUCUGUCUGAAAGCCAUGGUCCUCCUCAACUCCAGUAUGUUUCCACGAUCUGGAGUAACAGAGGAACAUGAAAAUAGGGAGAAGCUUCACAAGAUUCUGGAUACAAUCACGGACACUCUGAUCUGGUGCAUGUCAAAGAGUGGGAUCCCAGCACAGCAGCAGGCCACUCGCCUGGCCCACCUGCUCAUGUUACUGUCCCACAUCAGGCAUGCCAGUAACAAAGGUAUGGAACACCUCUACAGCAUGAAAUGUAAGAACGUGGUGCCCUUCUAUGACCUGCUGCUUGAAAUGCUCGAUGCCCACGUCAUCUACAGCCACAGAAAACCAUCAGAUGAUCACGUCUGCAGCCAGUCAAAAUCUGACAGACUCUGACCUCUGCCCUAACAUGGCAACCUUCUCCCUCCUUGCAUCUUUCCCACUCUCCCUCCAAUUCACCAACCAGAAGGGUAUGAGCACAGUGGGCACGGCUAGCAGCUGGUUGGAGGGUGUGCAUCGAGCAGAGAAGGGGGUGGAACAGUAAAAGCUGUCAAUUUACUGGGUUCUACAUCUUUGCAUGUUCCCGAACCCCUCCUCCUCCUGGUGCUACCUCCCCACUCACUGGCUCUCCGUAAAUGGCCUGUGAUGUUGAUUGGUGCUUGGAGGAGCCUCCUGCAGGAUCUCAGGCAUGCCCCCUCCAUCCCAUCACCCCCAUCCCCCAUUCCUCCCCAUGCACCACUCUCCCAUCUCCCAUCAUUCUCCCAUUUCCCAUCAUCCCCUCAUCCCCCAUCU